This is a messenger RNA of Carassius auratus (goldfish), 1819 nucleotides long. RefSeq names its product fibronectin-like. The record is from RefSeq and is a predicted model, not a curated record. NCBI's taxonomy places the organism in Eukaryota, Metazoa, Chordata, Actinopteri, Cypriniformes, Cyprinidae. The coding region runs from base 192 to 1679 and encodes 495 amino acids. The transcript has 12 exons. Gene Ontology annotation, cellular component: extracellular region.
GCUCUAUGUAGAGGUGCGCGCGAGAGCGGGAGGGGCAGGACGCACAGGGAGAGAAACGCACAGAGAGGGAACUUGGGGAGACUUUAAGAGGAUUACCUCAGCCACUGGACGGCUGCGUCUUCUCUAGACUCCAUUGCUAGGGAAGGAAGUUUUAACUAUCGGUUUACUUGUGUUUCAUCUCAUCUGUAAAAAUGACCGGUGGCCCUUUGGGCACUGCGUUGACAGUGGCUUUGCUCGCCUGCACUGUUCAGUGUAUGCCGAAAAAUAGGAGACACGCUCAGGAACACUCGGUGUCAUCCGUGUCCCAAGAUGGUUGUGUUGAGAGUGGUCAGCUUUAUGGAGUUGGAGAGCAGUGGGAGCGCAGUUAUCUGGGCAGCACACUCCUCUGCACUUGUCAUGGAGUUUCUGGAAUAAAGUGUAAAUCAAAGCCUGAAGCUGAGGAAACCUGCUAUGAUAAAGUAAAUGCUCGCUCCUAUCGGGUUGGAGAGACUUAUGAGAGGCCCAAGGAUGGGAUGAUCUGGGACUGCACUUGCAUUGGCUCCGGCCGAGGGAGAAUCAGCUGCACCAUUGGGAAUCGCUGUCAUGAAGGAGGGCACUCCUACAAGAUUGGAGACACAUGGAGGAGACCCCAUGACACUGAAGACUACAUGCUGGAGUGUGUCUGUUUGGGAAAUGGAAAAGGAGAGUGGACCUGCAAACCUGUAGUGGAGCGCUGUUAUGAUAAUGCAGCUGGCACAUCCUACAUGGUUGGUGAGACCUGGGAGAAACCCUACCAAGACUGGAUGAUCGUGGACUGCACAUGCCUAGGAGAAGGAAGUGGACGUAUUACAUGCACAUCCAGAAAUCGCUGUAAUGACCAGGACACACACACUUCUUACCGGAUUGGAGACACGUGGAGCAAGACGGAUUCUCGCGGGCACCUGCUACAGUGUUUGUGUACUGGAAAUGGACGUGGAGAGUGGAAAUGCACGAGGCAUGCGUCACUGCACACCGCUUACCUGGAUGGUUGUGUUGAGAGUGGUCAGCUUUAUGGAAUUGGAGAGCAGUGGGAGCGCAGUUUUCUGGGCAGCACACUCCUCUGCACUUGUCAUGGAGUUUCUGGAAUAAAGUGUAAACCAAAGCCUGAAGCUGAGGAAACCUGCUAUGAUAGAGUAAAUGCUCGCUCCUAUCGGGUUGGAGAGACUUAUGAGAGGCCCAAGGAUGGGAUGAUCUGGGACUGCACUUGCAUUGGCUCCGGUCGAGGGACAAUCAGCUGCACCAUUGGGAAUCGGUGUCAUGAGGGAGGACACUCCUACAAGAUUGGAGACACAUGGAGGAGACCCCAUGACACUGAAGACUACAUGCUGGAGUGUGUCUGUUUGGGAAAUGGGAAAGGAGAGUGGACCUGCAAACCUGUUGUGGAGCGCUGUUAUGAUAAUGCAGCUGGCACAUCCUACAUGGUUGGUGAGACCUGGGAGAAACCCUACCAAGACUGGAUGAUCGUGGACUGCACCUGCCUAGGAGAAGGAAGUGGACAUAUUACAUGCACAUCCAGAAAUCGCUGUAAUGACCAGGACACACGCACUUCUUACCGGAUUGGAGACACGUGGAGCAAGACAGAUUUUCGCGGGCACGUGAUACAGUGUUUGUGUACUGGAAAUGGACGUGGAGAGUGGAUAUGCAGCACUGCACACCACUAGCCUGGGUGGUCAUCGUCCAGUCCAGCCCAAUCCUCACCCCAUCCAAUGGAAAGCGCCAGCUUCUGCAGAGGCAAAUCAAGAUGAAGCGGGGGCCCCAGGCAAAAUUAAAAGAUGAAGCCCUUCUAAAAGAUUAUUUUAGA